Penicillium malachiteum is the source of this 1434-nucleotide messenger RNA. Its product is annotated as arrestin (or S-antigen), N-terminal domain protein. NCBI's taxonomy places the organism in Eukaryota, Fungi, Ascomycota, Eurotiomycetes, Eurotiales, Aspergillaceae. The record is from RefSeq and is a predicted model, not a curated record. The transcript is spliced from 3 exons. The coding region runs from base 1 to 1434 and encodes 477 amino acids.
AUGGCUACCUCAAUCAUCAGUCGUGGAUCAGAUACAUUGGAUAUCUGGCCACGACGCCCCGCUCCAAAGGUCGAUAUUGAUCUAGUCGGACAAAAGCCAGGCCUGGUCAAUUCAUACACAAGUGGAGAUCGCGUUGAAGGUGUCGCAAACAUCACUGUUGACCAUGAGACGCGUUUCGAUGAGAUUGAAAUCAUUCUGCAAGGCAACUCCUCUACAUUAGUGGAACGCGUUUCAUGUCCCGGUCGCACAGGUGCUCAGCAUAUGUUCCUUAAGCUCCGUCAACCAAUCGAAGAUUCUGAAUACCCUACCCCGCGGGUACUGGAAGCUGGUCGCACUUACAAAUUCCCUUUCAUGUUUGUUGUUCCUGAUCAUCUGCUGCCACAAGUCUGCACGCACCCGAAGAAAAACAACCAGAUUCACCGGGCGCACACCAUGCUGCCACCAACUCUGGGUGAUCCCAUGAUAUCAGCGAAUGGAAAGACUUUAUUGGAUGAUAUGGCGCCAAGCAUGAGCCAAAUUGCAUACAUCAUUCGGGUCGGAGUGAUGAAAAAGUCCUCAUCCGAUUCUAACACCGUCAAAGCAUUGGCAAAUGUCGCUAAGAAGAUCCGCAUUAUUCCUACCAUGGAGGAAGAACCACCCAUCGAUACAGUCGGUCACACCUACUACCGCACUCGCAAUGAAAAGACCGUAAAGCGUGGCUUUCUGCGAGGAAAGCAGGGACAGAUGGUCGCUGAGGCUGCGCAACCAAAGCCAAUCCGUUUAUUCCCUCUGACAUGUGGGCCCUGCGAUACUGUCAGCACAGUUGCCAAAGUUCAGCUGCGAUUUGAGCCUAUGGGAGAUGAACAACCACCCCGACUGGGCUCCAUGACUAGCAAGCUUAAAUCGAGCACCUUCUAUGGCUGCAACCCUUGGGAGGAUUUCCCGUCUCAAUCCAAUGGGGUUCCCUUCUCGCAGGUUGGACAGGGUCUGUUCAAUGAAUCAAGCACAUUGUCAACUAUGUGUGUUGCAGCUGCUCAAUGGGAAAAGCAAUCUGUUUCAGACGUUGAACGCCGAGACUCAGUAAACUCCACCGUCUCCAAUAUCUCCAGCCCCUCCGCCUCCUUCUCCGGGGACACAUACUACACAGCUUCGCUCCUGAUCCCUGUGUCUCUUCCCAACUCAAAGGUCUUUGUGCCUACUUUCCACUCUUGCCUGAUGUCUCGAGUCUAUUCCCUGGACCUCAACCUCACCUACCACACACCCGGGGCGAAUGGCGUUGACUCUGUCAAGUCUUCGCUCGGUAUUGUCGUCACACAGGACGAGGUUGAUGAAUUCUUUCGACCUCGCUUGAAUUCGGUUGUGACUCAAGCUGUGAUCGAUGUCGCAGCACCACCUGAGUACUCGGAAACUAUUGCCAGUCCCAAUCUGCGCAGCGUCGUCCAAGCUACUCAGUAG